Messenger RNA from Closterium sp. Naga37s-1, 2937 nucleotides. Lineage: Eukaryota; Viridiplantae; Streptophyta; Zygnematophyceae; Desmidiales; Closteriaceae. The record is from the annotation of a GenBank genome assembly.
AUGGGAUGCAUCCAGUCCAAGUCCGAGCUUCACAGUCGCGCCGACGGACGCACCAGCGACGGCGGCGAUGGCGCUGGUGCUUCGUCGACGAAAGAGCGGCGCGGACAGUCCAGAGGAAAGGGUCGAGCCAAGACUGUUAGCAUGCAUGGGAAACCGAAGAAGCGGGACCCGGGAGCGGCGGCAACGGCGGCGGAGGCGGAGGGGAAGGAGGAGCAGGCAGGGACAAGUGCUGUAAGAGAUGCGGCUGCGGAAUCGAAGCAACUCGCGGCAGGUGAUGAGAGAGAAGAGAGCGAAGGUGGUUUAUUGGGAAAUUAUAAGUCAACUGAGGGAGCAGUUGACGGAGAAGUUGACGGAGCAGCUGACGGAGCAGCUGACGAAGCAGCUGCAGCUGUUGUAGGGGACGCCUUGGCACCGAAGGCGUUACAAGGAGGGGAAGCAACGAUGCAGGGGGCAGCUAUGGAUGAUGGUUUGGAAUACCAGCGAGACGGUGCUGACGUGGACGCGGAAAAUGGAGAGUUGUUAGGUGGUGCCGGAUUGGAUGGAGGUGAGUGGGCUGACCCGACCGACGGUUUGCAAGACGGUGCAGAGGAGUUCAUUUUCGAUCCGGAUGUUCUGGCGAGCUUUGAGGAGGACCUUCGAAGAGAGAGGGAGUAUCAACAGACGCUGGAGCAGCUGCUGCUGAACCUGCUCCCUGACCAAGGGACUGGGCCGGAUGGGAACGAGGAGGGUGGGGAAGGUGGAGGAGGAGAGGGAGGUAGAGUGGACGGGGUUACAGGAAUAGCAGGGUCGGGAGGGGGGACAGGGAAGAAGAAGAAGAAAAAGAAGAAGGGGGUGAAGGGGACGAAGGAAGGGGAGGAGAAGACUCCGAAGAAGACAAAGAAGAAGAAAGGGGCGAAGGUUGCUGCAGGGGCUGAUGCGGGUGGGAGUGGAGGGCAGGGGGCGGCAGCACCUGUGGGUGGUGCUGCUACUGAUGCAGGGAUGGCCCAUGUUGCUGGUUCACCCCUUGCAGCACCUGUGGACAGUGCUGCUGCUGGUGGUGCUGGCACUGCUGCUGGUGCGGGCGCUGCUGCUGGUGCUGGCACUGCCACGCGCUCUGAUGCUGUGGGAGAGGGCGCUAAGAGAGUAACCGCAGCAGAUGACGCAACAGCAGCCUCUGUCGACGAUGCCGCAGCCAUUGCCGCCAUCGUGGCAGGCACAUACGAGCCAUCAGGACGCACGGGCGGGCAUUCAGGUCGCACAGGCGAGCGUUCAGAAGGCAGAGUGGAAGGUGCAGGCACUAGAGUGCAUGCGAGUGCUGGCACGACUUUUGAGGCGCCUCAGAAGUCAGGUCGCCCAGGCGAGCCUCCAGAAGGCAGAGUGGAAGGUGCAGGCACUAGAGUGCAUGCGAGUGCUGGUAUGCAUGCUGCUAUUACAGGUGCUGCUUCAGAUCCGGGGGCAGGAAAGGAAGCUGCCAGGAAGGAGGGAGUGAGAGAACAGGAGUCAAACAGGGAAGACGAGGAAGCGGAGGAGGGGAAGGGGAAGGAGGGAGAGGAGGACGAGGAUGGAGAGGAGGAGGAGGAGGAUGAAGAGGGAGAGGGAGAGGGAGCAGGAGAGGGAGUGGGAGGGGAUGUGGGUGAUUUCCUAUUUGACCCGGAUUUACUGGAUGCUAUGGAGGCUGCUCUGGAGCAGCACAGUGCAGCGGACUGGCAGCGAAUCACCCCCCUCGCCAGCCCCAUGCAUGCUGCCGUUGCGAACAGCCGAGUUAGCCCCAUGCAGGCUGCUAUGGUGGGCGGCAGGGUUAGUCCCAUGCACGCUGCCAUGGUGGGCGGCAGAGUCAGUCCCAUGCACGCUGCUCUGGUGGGCGGCAGAGUGAGCCCCAUGCGCAGGGGCGUGGGAAUAGGACAAGCCAGCCCACGGCCUGCAGGCAUGACAGCAGGUGGGGUGGGUGUAUCAGCGAGUGCAUCAACUCCAGCACUGCCAGGCAGGGGCAGUGUACCGCUGGCAGGGGGGGCGGGCAGGGCGGCGAGUCCCAGGCAGGGCAGCUUGCGCGGUGGGGUGAGCAGCCCCACACUACGACAGUUGGAAGCAGCCGCCACUGCUGAGGCCGCCGCCGCUGCUGCUGCUGCUGCCGCCGCUGCUGGUGGUGCUACGGCCACUGCUGCUGCUGCUGGCAGUGGUGCUGGAGGGGUGCGAGGAAAAUGGGUGGCUGCUGUUGUGGCCUCCGCCAAUGCAGCUGACGCUGAGUCUGCCAAGGCUGGUGCCGGGGCAGAGGAGAACGGGGCAAACGCUGCAGCAGGAGAGGCGGCAGGGGAUGCAGGGAAGGAGGCGGGUGCAGCAGCACAAGGGGAGGAGGCAGCAGCAAAGAAGGAGGAGCCGGUGAUAGAAGCAAAGCCGGUUGUUCCCCCGGGACCCCCUCCCCCUCCUCCCCGGUCCCAGCUGUUAGAAAGUUUCGAACAGCGCUGCCCGCCGGGCGGGUCAGACGCAGUGGUGGUGUAUACCACCACGCUUCGGGCGGUGAGGAAAACUUUUGAGGACUGCGUUAAAGCGAAGAACGUGCUGCAGGCACUACGAGUGGUCUAUGAGGAGAGGGACAUUUCCAUGCGCGUCUCAUACAGGCAAGAGCUCAAAACGCUCAUGGCACCCGGGGCAGCAACCCCUGCAGCAGCAGCAGCCGCGGGCUCCGUUCCGCGCCUCUUCAUCUGCGGGCAUUACAUCGGCGACGCGGACACUGUACUCCAGAUGUAUGACGAUUACUUUUUAGCGGAGUUAAUCCAAGGGUUGCCGACUACUGAUGAUGAUGCGGGGACGAAAGGGUGUGGGACGUGCGGGGGGAGCAAGGUGGUUACGUGCCGGCAGUGUGGUGGUAACCACAAGGUGGUGACGAGUUACGGCAUGCGAAUAUGCUCGCAUUGUGAUGACACUGGGCAUGUUCCGUGCCACACUUGUGGAGGGGGGUAG